Messenger RNA from Fusarium proliferatum ET1, 2229 nucleotides. RefSeq lists its product as uncharacterized. Gene Ontology annotation, molecular function: ATP hydrolysis activity; ATP binding. The transcript is spliced from 4 exons. Lineage: Eukaryota; Fungi; Ascomycota; Sordariomycetes; Hypocreales; Nectriaceae. The record is from RefSeq and is a predicted model, not a curated record. The coding region runs from base 1 to 2229 and encodes 742 amino acids.
AUGAAAGAGGAGGUAUCUCAUGACUUCACCGCCGUUACUGGGAAGGGUAUUUCUUCCCAUCAGAUUCUCGUCGACGAGAACACAUUACAGGCAUUAAUCCAACGUGUUGAGGAGUUGGAAGAAGAGAACACCACCCUUCGAGAAGAUGCAGACAAUAUCUCAACUGUUCCCAUUGACUUGCCUGCCAAAGUUCAGCUCUUCUAUUGCUUAGAAAGAGUCGAGCUGGACGACGACAGUGUCGACGAAAGAAGUCGGACUGUCUAUCUUUCUCCUCCUGAGUGGGUAGUUUUUGGCGACGAUGUCGACCUCAGAGGUCGAUUCCCCAUCACAGACCCUGGUGACUACGCCGAAGAACAAGGCGCAUCACUUAUCGUCUACAAGUAUUACUCCGUGGACUAUCAAUACGACGCGGUAAAUGCUGCCAAAAGAGCAAAGCAACCGCUCCCUGAACCAGAACCAGCCAGCCAGGAUGUUGUUCUAGUGACGGAAGAAAUGGUUGAGGCAGUCGAGGCCUUAUUUGAGCUUUUCCCUUCAAUGAGCGACGACUUUCCGUAUGUUUACGAGAUGGGCAGCUUGCAGGACCCUCACCUCUGGUGGUAUCACUGCCGAACUGGCUUCAAGAUGGAGGCACUGUCAGAGAGACACGCUCAAUUGGUUGGACUUCUCGUUGAAUGGAUCGAAAGUAACUUUGCACCACUUUAUGACCAAAUCGACGAUCAAUUCAAGAGAGGAAAGGUCUCGAGCGACUCCAUUGAGUUCCUAAUACGCCCAGGAGAUACCCUCGUCGCAGACAAGAACGGCAGAUACAGUGGACGCGUUGCUACCACUCGACCGGCUCCUCACAAGCAGAAGAAGAAAUCGGACGAUUCAGAUAAGGAACAAGAGAAACAGGGGACGCACACGUGGAUUGUGGAAACGCGCUCCUACGGAUAUGCAGGAAAGUUCUUUGCAGUCGAUAGGGAGCUAUUCAUUGACUUCCCACCCAAAUAUAGAGGCGGGGAAAUUAAUAUCACGGAUCUCAACGUUAUACCGCUAUCAUAUGCAAAGCCCAGGGUAAAAGAAAUAUUACGACAGCGAGGCAAGAGGUUUUGGAAGCUGCGAGAGAAAACGCUCAUCUCGUAUGAAGGCAGUGAUUCUGAUAGGAUACAAGCGGGGCAACGGUUUAUGGUGGACUUUGACACCUACAAGGAACUCCAUCCAGGAAGCAGCUACAUGAGACAAGAAGGUUAUAUAUCAGGCCGAAAACCGAACUUGCCAAAGGAUGGAAGCGAGCCUGAGGAACCAGAGAUUUACCUGUUCCCUAAGCUGAUCCCGGGAUUUGACCUGAGACGUAAGAAAUGGGUUGAUCUCGAGGUCGAUCGAAUUCGAGACGUCAGCUGGAACAAGGAGGCUUUUAAAAGUCUCGUCGCGGACGAAGCCAUGAAGGAGCUGGUCCUAGCUCUAGUGACCAACCAACUCGAUGCCGAGAAAAACACAGAUCUUAUCGAAAGCAAAGGCAGCGGUCUCAUCAUGCUCCUGCACGGGUCCCCGGGAACAGGUAAGACAUUUACAGCUGAGUCUGUGGCAGAAAUCGCCAAGAAGCCUUUAUAUCCAGUUACGUGCGGAGAUAUUGGCACUGAGCCUGCAGACGUGGAGAAGUAUCUCGAAUCUGUGUUCCAUCUAGGCAAGGUUUGGGACUGUGUUGUACUUCUUGAUGAAGCAGAAGUUUUUCUUGAACAACGAACUUUACAAGAUUUGAAGAGGAAUGCUUUGGUGUCUGUAUUCCUUCGAGCGCUGGAGUACUAUGAAGGCAUCCUCAUCUUGACGACUAACCGUGUUGGGACAUUUGACGAGGCCUUCAAGUCACGUAUCCAGCUGGCUCUACGGUACGAGAAGUUGAAGGACUACCAGCGAUUACAAAUCUGGAAGAACUUCCUGGUGAGGUUGAAGAGUUUAGGAGAGGAGGAAAGUAUCGACUUUGAUGAUAUCGAAUUAUAUCUGGAAGAGUUGGCAAAGUAUCCUAUGAAUGGACGGCAAAUUCGGAACUCGAUCACAACGGGGCGACAGUUGGCCAAGUAUAAGAGGAAGAAGAUGACGUUUGCGCAUUUGAAGAGGGCGAUUGAUGUCGCGGAUAAGUUUGACAGGUAUUUGGCUGAUGUACAGGAGGGUGAUAUGGAGGAGUUUAGUGGCAGGGGAGAAAGUGGACGAUAUACACCCGAGUAUCUUGCGAGGGCUGAUCAAAUCCGAUGA